UUAUCAAGUGGAGAAGAUCAUUAUCAUAACCAUUCGAGAAGAGAAAGGAGGGUGUGGAGGGAAACAGCUACGUUUCUGGUGAUUUAUUCAGCAUGGCGUCGGCUAGAGAAAGGAGACGGCGUGAUGCUCCUGAGAGUCCAAGCUCUGCAGUUCCCACUGCUCCGGAAUUGGCAAAUCCAGAUGAAUGGGCACCAUCAUCCAGUGCAGCGUUCAAGCUCUUCUUGGUAGCAUGUCUGGUGUCUGCAAAGUACAGCAACAUAUCGGACGCUGAUGAGACGUUCAACUAUUGGGAACCGACCCACUUCUUAAUGUUCGGCUAUGGAUUCCAGACGUGGGAGUACUCGCCGCUGUAUGCUAUCCGCUCGUAUGCAUACAACGCCCUUCAUGCCGUGCCAGCGUUCGGCUUGCAUCUACUGUUUGAUAAGGUUCAGGUGUUCUACGGAGUGCGGGUGCUGCUUGGCGUGGCCUGUGCCCUAGCGGAAACUUACUUCUACCAUGGUGUGCUUUUGCGAUUCGGCUCGGUGGUUGCGCAGCUCUUGCUGGUGUUCCUGCUGUUUGGCAGUGGAAUGUUCAUCUCUUGCUGUGCGUUUCUACCCAGCUCGUUUGCAAUGAUUUUCACCAUGGUGGCCAUGGGUGCCUGGUUCAGAAAUGACAACAGGGUAGCUGUGUUUGCCAUUGCGGUGGCUAGUUGCCUUGGCUGGCCUUUUGCUGCUGCGGUUGGCAUUCCGAUUGCAAUCGAUAUCACGUAUCGACUUGGCGUGAAGGAGUUUGCAAUCUACGCUGGUGUCAGCGGGCUGAUGGUCAUGGUACCACAAAUCGCUUUGGAUUCGUUCCUGUACCGCCGUCUUGUCAUUGCACCACUAAACAUUGUACUGUACAACGUGUUUGGACAAGGAGGUCCUGACCUCUACGGCGUGGAGCCGUUUUCUUUCUACUUCAAGAACGCCUUUCUCAAUCUGAAUAUAGCAUUUAUUCUCGCCCUGCUGGUGCUUCCCAUGUGGGUUGUGCGCACAGCUGUGCUGCGACAGCGUGAUGCCCUAUCCUGGCGUGGCACACACAGGGCACCGCUCUGGCUGGCACUGCUGCCCAUGUACGUGUGGAUGCUCAUCUUCUUCACGCGACCUCACAAGGAAGAACGCUUUCUUUUCCCUAUCUACCCACUGAUCUGCAUGUCAGCAGCUGUCACACUGGCGAUAGUACAGGAGCUGCUAACGGCUGUUCUGGUCAAGUACCGGCGCUUCCAUCUUGGCAACUACAUUGUAAUUCCAGCCAUUCUCCUGACCAUUGUGUACACGUUCUUGGGUGUAACUCGGUCGGUAGCUUUGUACAAAGGCUAUCAUGCUCCACUGGCUGUGUACAAUGAACUGCAUAGUCAUGCAGUUAACCACUCGUUACGCUACCCAUCUGGAAUGUACAAUGUCUGUGUUGGCAAGGAGUGGUAUCGCUUUCCUAGCAACUUCUUCCUCCCAGACAGGAGGUGGCAGUUGCAGUUUGUGCGCUCCGAGUUCCGUGGCCAGCUACCACAGCCGUACCAGCGUUCGUGGAAUGCAACCUUUGUGAUACCAUCUCAUAUGAACGACAUGAACCGAGAGGAGACCAGCAGAUACGUACCUGAAGAUGACUGCGAUUACAUUGUUGAUGUUGACUCUCCGGUAGCAACGCACAGAGAGCCGCGCUACAGCGAGAUAAAGUCAAAGUGGAAAGUUCUAUUUUCGCAGAAGUUUCUGGAUGCGUCUCGCUCCAACGCACUGUUUCGUUCCUUCUACAUCCCGUUCUAUUCUGAAAUGGAAACUGAGUUUCUUUCCUAUAACGUCCUGCAACGAGUUGAGCGUCGCAAGCGGACCAAGAAGUAGCCAUCAUUCUAGUCUUGGUCUGGUUCGGUACGUUUUACCAUGCACUGUUCCUCUCUGCGCUUACUUCUCCUGUUUUCCUGUUUGAUUCGGUUUGAGGUAACGGACCUACUAGUGACUGUAACUCACCAGCAUGACAGUGCAAUGUGAAUAGUAGAUGCUCUGCAGAGUGGGUAUGGCUGCUGCCAUCUCUCGGCUCUUGAAACAAGAUAGACAUUCUACUGUGACUAUCAUGCAGGUAUAAUUAUACGCAUGCGUGCGAGACAGCUAGCCACCGGGAGAUUGUGUGCCGGUAUGUAUACGACUCUGGCCAUGCAAAGAAAGCAAAGCGAGACUUUCUUGCAACUCAAGUUUGACUUUGGCCAUGUUCGAUUAUAACAGCCACUUCUACUGGAAGUAGCAGUAUUCGUUCUCCGGUUUCCCUCUAGACCGACACACUAUUUAUGACAUUUCUUAGCUCAUACAAUCACAUGGUUUUUUUUUAGCAUUCUAGCACGGUCUAGUCGUGCUGCAUGCAUCAUGUCUUAACGUUAGCUUCCUGCACUUCUUUACUGCCUUGGAUGCUGCUUUCUGAUUUGAAUUGAGCCAUUUCCUAUUUUUUAAAUUACAUGCUUGACUCAUGGUACCAGUACCUGAACUGGCAGUGCAAUUAUCAGGCUUCUGCUUAACCAUCUCCAGUGGUUUUGUGCAGUGUUUA
Molecule: messenger RNA, 2547 nt
Organism: Sycon ciliatum
Lineage: Eukaryota; Metazoa; Porifera; Calcarea; Leucosolenida; Sycettidae
Product: alpha-1,2-mannosyltransferase ALG9-like
Exons: 17
Coding region: 93-1853 (586 amino acids)
Biological process (GO): protein N-linked glycosylation
Cellular component (GO): endoplasmic reticulum membrane
Molecular function (GO): alpha-1,2-mannosyltransferase activity
Source: RefSeq, a predicted model, not a curated record